This is a messenger RNA of Chlamydomonas reinhardtii, 2143 nucleotides long. RefSeq lists its product as uncharacterized. Lineage: Eukaryota; Viridiplantae; Chlorophyta; Chlorophyceae; Chlamydomonadales; Chlamydomonadaceae. The coding region runs from base 150 to 386 and encodes 78 amino acids. The record is from RefSeq and is a predicted model, not a curated record. The transcript has 3 exons.
CGUCCGGCUAAGUGUGUGUCCUUAUUAAACAGACAUAGCACUGUGAAAUAGCAGCCAUGGCCAGCGUCCUCCGUCAGCUCGGGCUCCAAGCUCUGCGCUCGGUCCAGCCGCAGGCGCAGCAGCAGACGCAGCUAGCUCUACGCAGGGGAAUGGGUGGCUAUGCUAAGCCCAAGGUGGACACCAGCCUGGACCACGUCUUCGGCGACAACAGCAACAAGCUCAAUUACAACUUCGAGCCGAUGGGCAUGGGCUCGCUGUUUAUUCGCACCAUGGUCAUGGUGGGCGUGUUCUUCUUCCCUGUCUUCAUCAUGAUUAACGACGAUUACAAGUACACGUCCUUCCUCGACAAGGUGGCUGCCGCUAAGGCUGCCAAGUCGUCGGAGUAAGGCGCGCUGGAGCCCAGGCCCCGGAAGGAGCGGCACGGGGAAGUGCGCGGGGAAAGGCGCACAUUGCAGCAGCAGCUGGCGAGUUGAGGAGCUGCUGAGGCGGACGGAGCGCACUGCAGCUGCUGCAGUAGAGUUUAACAGCAGGGGAAGGGGGAUUUGGGCAGUGAAAGCACGGGGGGGGAUGCUAGGGUUGCGGCGGAGGCAGCGGCUGCCGGCGAAGCAGCCGGGGGAGGGGGAGCAGCACGGCGCGAGGCACGGGUGUCACCCUGGAGCCGCGGAAGGGGCUGAAGCAGAACGGCGGCAGGCCCGGCGUUACAUGCUGGCGGCGGCGUUGCCGGCGUGGGGAGGGUCCUUCAAGCGCCCUUUCAGUUCAGGGGCUCGCCCACCUCAAUAGCUGCCUAGCAGGACCGGGCGCCCGCCUCUGACCGCAGCGGGCACCCGCUUUCGUGGUGAUACCAGGCUGGGGCGCGGCCGCAAAUGCCGCAGCCAGGCGGAGAUGCAGCCGGAGUCAGUCCCCGAGCCCGCAUGCCCUCCCUGCCCAGCAGACCAGUGCGGCGGUGCCCUGGGCUAAAGUCCGUCGCCUACGGCUACACACUCUGCCGCUACAGCAGCACCACAGCCAGACAUGUCGCAGUCCCAGUAGCCAGUCAGCCGCCUCAGCCGCCGCGCUCUCAGCAGGCGUGUGUGUGUGUACGCCGCGAUGUCGCCGCCAGGCGCUCUCGCUCUCAGUCGUCGCGGUCGUCGUCGUCGUUGCCUCCGGAUGUCUCGCUGGAGAUGAGCACGCCCACGGUCUUGCCGUCACGCUCCAGGGUGUACAGCGCGGCCAGGUGCGACUCCACCAUACGGCCUGUGUGUAUGGGGUGGGGUGGGCGUGGGGUAGGGUGGUGCGGGGACGGCGGUGGCAGUGGAGGCGGCGGCAGUGGGGACGCUGUUGUCGCGUGGAGAAGGCGGCAGCGGCAGUGGGUGCGUUCGGGCGUGGGCGGGUUGCUGCGUGAGUCUCAGCCUCAUGCUAGGGCGGGUGGAGCUGGUGAGGGGGCACAGCUGUGCUGUUGGCGUGGUGCUGCCGGCUGUGGCCGGAGGGUUUAUGUACACUUCAAGCUUAUUUUCAGGAUCGUGUGACAGGCUUAAUUGAGUCCCAUGUGCUCGGGGCCAGUACUUGGUUGCGGGGCAAGUGUGUGACGUUCGUAGGUAGAUGAGAGUUUGUCCUCACGUGUUUCUGCAGCGCACACAUUCUUAAACUCACGCAACUGCAUGUCAACACAACACACACGCGCAACGCAACGCCCAACGCACCCGCGAAUAUGAAGGGCAUGCGGCGGUGCGGCCAGUCCACGGCGUCACUCAGGAGGUCCUUGAACUCGGGCCAGGAGAGCAGCGGCUGGCGCGCAGCCUCGGGGGAGGCGGCGUCGGGCUGGCGCAGUCGCGUCACCACGUCCGCGUGCACCAGCGCUGCGAAGCCUGCGUGCGUGCGUGUGGUGCUUUGAGUUUGAGGCAUCGUGCGAUUGCGUGUUGGUGUGGUGUGUUCAUGCGGUGGAGGCGCGAUGCAUGCCUGGUGAGUAGGAAGGCGUGGCAUUUCAGGUGAUGUAGGCGUUGCGGCUGAUUGCUUGCAGAUUUCUAGUUAGUAGACAGGCUGACAGGGUCGCAGCAAGGAGCAUGUCGGCACAUGAGCAAGUCUGGCGCGGCGUUGUUGUAAAGAUCAUGGCAAACGGCAACGCGUGAAGACCACAGGCCGCAUGCGCUGACGCGCACCUACCUGA